Molecule: messenger RNA, 6658 nt
Organism: Sapajus apella (tufted capuchin)
Lineage: Eukaryota; Metazoa; Chordata; Mammalia; Primates; Cebidae
Gene: CLIP4
Product: CAP-Gly domain containing linker protein family member 4
Exons: 15
Coding region: 2955-4748 (597 amino acids)
Biological process (GO): cytoplasmic microtubule organization
Cellular component (GO): cytoplasm; nucleus; microtubule plus-end
Molecular function (GO): microtubule plus-end binding
Source: RefSeq, a predicted model, not a curated record
AAGAAUCACAGAGUUAGUCUAAGGUCAGAAAGACAUCAUUCAGAAUGUGAUUUUUGGGAAGUUUAUAUUAAAAAGCCCAAAAGAUUCAAAACACUUGAAUAAAUAGGAUUACAUGUAUUUAGUUAUCCAUUUAACCAGAGUGACAAGGAUUUCAAAGGCAAAUACAGAAAGCCAUGUAGUUGUUUAAAAAAACAAACAAACAAACAAACAAACAAAAAAACCCAAAAACCCAAGUUGACUCUUUGAGAGAGAAGCUUAAAUAAUCAAGGACAACGUGAAGCACAGGAAAUUAUCCUUGCAAAACACAGAAUCCUUGUUUUCUAGGCAGACCAUUCAAAAGUGAAAUGAUUUUGAAAAACCUUUCACAAACUUCCGUCAAGAGCAGGCCUAUACUCCAAGAAAGUUUAGUCAUUUUAACAGGAGCUCAAAUGCUAGUUAUGCACUAUUUUGAUAUGAAUAAUAAUAGAUUCAUUCAAUUUUAGCCAGCUUGAUCUCACGAGAUUCUCUCUCUCCCUCUUCUCAACUUCCUAUAGCCAUUUUGUUUUUUCCUUCAUUUUCUUUUUCAACAAAAAACAUAUCUUCAUACCUCAUAUCUUUUCUUGACUGUCACACUAGCAUUCUGUAGAUUGGGAAGUCUGUGAAUACACCAUAAUUUCUAGAAGCACAUGUUUCCUUAUAAUUUUUCAAUGUAGCACAAGACGUGUUUACUAACAGACCCAAGUAUCUUUAGUUUCUCUGUCCAAAAGUAGAUAAACUUACAUUCAGCAAUUAAUGUUUCAGUAUUUAUCUUACGUGGACUUACAUUGAUUUAAUUCACUUGUUUUUAACGAUUAUGCUUGGAUUACAAAAAUGUCAUGAGACAUUAAAUAGCUAAGCCUCAUGUUUUCUUGCUGAGAAAUUUUGUAACAUAGAGAUAGCAGAAGCUUAUUUGUAAUUCACUUGUUUUUACCAUGAGCUUAUUUGACUAGUUAACCUAUGUAAAAUGAAAGCUGAAGGUCUGCCUUAUGUGUAACGCUUACAACUCUGAAAGCAUAUUGGCUUUUUAAACUAAACCAACAAUGUUUUUGUUUAUUGAAGAUUACCCAAGUCACAUGAACUUGAAAAGCAUUUGGAUUAGUUCCUAUUCUGAGAGUUUUCAGGAAUACUUAGUUUAUAUAAGCACUUGGUUUACUUAUAUCUAUUGAAUAGACGUAGCUAUAAGAUCUGUGUCUGUAUGUUUAUGUAUACAGACAGACACAGAGAUCUUAUAACUUUCAUUUCCCAAUUUUAGCCACAUGUCGAUUAAAAUAAUACAAAGCUGACUGGUUUAUAAAAGAAGCUGGAUCCAAACUGGACAGAUGGAACAAGUCAAGGUUAACUGCUCAGAAGGCUACAGCUUCUUACUGAAGAUUUUUUAAUUUGAAUACUGUAGGGAUUCUUUUAGAGAAGCUAUUUUUGAGUUAUUUUGUGUUCAUAAGCUUCUGCAUACAAAUCAAAGAAUGUAUUCCAUUGUCUCUGAAAGGUUUAGGAUACUCUUUUUUCAAAGGCACUCACAAAGACAGACUGACUAUCUUACCUAAAUUAAAGGUUCUCCAAAGUGGUCACUGAAAUUCCAAAUUAUUCUUUGUAAAGUUCACCCAUUUUUCCAAAAAGGCACAAGAUUCUGAUCCACCUUUGUGUUUGGACCCCAUCUUUACAUUAGUGUCUCUGACAGGUCUUAACUAUUAGAGAUUUUUUUUUCAGCAACUGUUCCAGAACACAGGGAAUUAUGUUUCACCCUUCUCCCUUUUGAGCAGAAUAGGGUGACGUCCUGAGAAAUUUCAGCAAAGGUUGCUGAGCAUAAUUGGAGAGUUCAGAUCCAAGAGAGACUUACUUUAGAACUCCAUGGCUGGGUGAGAAAGCAAUGAGUGCCGUGACCCUGGGUACCACUGCCUAGUUACUCAAUGGCCUUGGGCUUGUUGGGGGUCUUCUGAUCCUGCUUCUGACACCAAAAACUGUCGAAAGAAAAUUCAGGAUGCUUUUCUUAAUAUAAAUAUUAAGCGAGUAAUAAACUGCGAACAGGGAGACUUCCAAACCAAAAAUGCUAAGAAGCUUGUCUCACGAAGGUCAUAGUAAGGCUUAUAAAGCCUAGAAGAAGAAAUUCAUAUAGCUUAAUUCUCAUUAGUUAGAAUGAGUGGGUUAGUUUGGUCGUUACUGAUUUGCUACAACGUGCUGAGUCAUGCUGACCGAGAAAUGAAACUCAAGCUUCAAGUACAGUUUAGGUAUUUUGGAAAAUAGGUCUUUAAGAGUUUUUCCUGAGCUGGGUGUGGGACAUUGGCUCAGAGGCCAAGGCUUGUCUUGGCAUCUAUUUUGAUUUUUGCCUAACAGGACCGUUUUGUUGUCUAAGAGUAUCAUUCCAGUUUUAGUCUUUCUGAUUCUCUCCUGAUGGACUGCUGCUCUGCUAUGUACAUGUCUUUAGAUUGGUGCCUCUCCUUUCAUCUUUUAGUUAUCCUGACUCUAAAAGUAAGAACUAUGCGUACGUAGUAUAAUUUUGGAAAAGAUGUAAAUGCAAAGAAGAAAGCAAAAACAAACCCCAUGAGUCCCACUACUUACGCAUGCUGUUACAAUCUGAGCUCAGUGGUGAGUUACCUCAGCAAGUACAGUUAUAGAGGAAAGAGGAUAGACUUUCGAGACAGACCUGGCUUUCUACCCCAGAUUUGCUGCUUGCCAGCUGUGUGACAUCAAGCUGGUAUUAUUUGGUCCGAGCUUUGCUUUCCUCACGCGCAACAUGAGAAUAAUACCUGCCAGAGUUUUCUUUCUUUGAUCCUAAUGAUGCAUCAUGCCAGGAAAUUCUUUUUGAUCCCAAAACUUCAGUCUCAGAAUUAUUUGCCAUUUUAAGACAGUGGGUUCCUCAGGUCCAACAAAACAUUGACAUUAUUGGAAAUGAGAUUCUUAAGAGAGGUUGCAAUGUGAACGAUAGAGAUGGAUUGACAGAUAUGACUCUUUUACAUUAUACCUGCAAAUCUGGAGCUCAUGGUAUUGGUGAUGUGGAAACAGCUGUCAAAUUUGCAACUCAACUUAUUGACCUGGGAGCAGACAUUAGUUUGCGGAGUCGCUGGACAAACAUGAAUGCUUUGCAUUAUGCUGCUUAUUUUGAUGUCCCAGAACUUAUAGGAGUGAUUUUGAAAACAUCGAAACCAAAAGAUGUGGAUGCCACUUGCAGUGAUUUUAAUUUUGGAACAGCUUUGCAUAUUGCAGCGUACAACUUGUGUGCAGGUGCUGUGAAGUGCCUCUUGGAGCAAGGAGCAAAUCCUGCAUUUAGGAAUGACAAAGGACAGAUCCCUGCUGAUGUUGUUCCGGACCCAGUAGAUAUGCCGUUGGAGAUGGCUGAUGCUGCCGCCACUGCUAAGGAAAUCAAGCAGAUGCUCCUAGAUGCGGUGCCUCUGUCGUGUAACAUCUCAAAGGCCAUGCUUCCAAAUUAUGAUCACGUCACUGGCAAGGCAAUGCUUACGUCACUUGGCCUGAAGUUGGGGGACCGUGUUGUUAUUGCAGGACAGAAGGUUGGUACAUUAAGAUUUUGUGGAACCACUGAAUUUGCAAGUGGGCAGUGGGCUGGCAUUGAAUUGGAUGAACCGGAAGGAAAAAAUAAUGGAAGUGUUGGAAAAGUGCAGUACUUUAAAUGUGCCCCCAAAUAUGGUAUUUUUGCACCUCUUUCAAAGAUAAGUAAAGCAAAAGAUCGAAGGAAGAAUAUGGCACACACUCCUUCUGCAAAAGCUGCCGUGCCUCUCAUUAGGUCCCAGAAAAUUGACGUAGCUCAUGUAACGUCAAAAGUAAAUACUGGAUUAAUGACAUCAAAAAAAAAUAGUGCUUCUGAAUCAACACUUUCAUUGCCUCCCGGUGAAGAACUGAAAACUGUGACAGAGAAAGAUGUUACCCUGCUUGGAUCUGUCAGCAGCUGCUCCUCUACAUCUUCUUUGGAACACAGACAGAGCUACCCCAAGAAACAGAAUGCAAGCAGCAGUAACAAGAAGACAAUGAGCAAAAGCCCUUCCGUUUCACCCAGAGCCAGUGCUGGUUUGAAUUCCUCAGCAACAUCUACAGCAAAUAAUAGCCGUUGUGAGGGGGACCUCCGCCUCGGGGAGAGAGUGCUAGUGGUAGGACAGAGACUGGGCACCAUUAGGUUCUUUGGGACAACAAACUUUGCUCCAGGAUAUUGGUAUGGUAUAGAGCUUGAAAAACCGCAUGGCAAGAAUGAUGGUUCAGUUGGAGGUGUGCAGUAUUUUAGUUGUUCUCCAAGAUAUGGAAUAUUUGCUCCCCCAUCCAGGGUGCAAAGAGUGACAGAUUCCCUGGAUACCCUUUCAGAAAUUUCAAAUAAACAGAAACAUUCUUAUCCUGGUUUUAGGAGAAGUUUUAGCACAACUUCCGCUUCUUCCCAAAAGGAGAUUAACAGAAGAAAUGCUUUUGCCAAAUCAAAAGCUGCUUUGCGUCGCAGUUGGAGCAGCACCCCCACUGCAGGGAGCAUUGAAGGGAGCGUGAAGCUGCACGAGGGGUCUCAGGUCCUGCUCACGAGCUCUAAUGAGAUGGGUACUGUUAGGUACGUGGGCCCCACUGACUUUGCUUCAGGUAUCUGGCUUGGACUUGAGCUCCGAAGUGCCAAGGGGAAAAAUGAUGGGUCAGUGGGUGACAAGCGCUAUUUCACCUGUAAGCCGAACCACGGAGUCUUAGUUCGACCGAGCAGAGUGACCUAUCGGGGGAUUAAUGGGUCAAAACUUGUGGAUGAGAAUUGUUGAGUUAAGCUUCUAAAAUAUUAAAUAAGCUUGAAUAUAUAUAUUUGGUGUAAAUAAAGAGUCCAUGGUAAAUGGUUUACUUUAGCCAUAUUUAAAAUUUGAAAAUAGAGUUAUUAUCUUAAAAAUCAUUAUAACAAUUCAGAGAGAGUUCUUUACAAAGCCAUGAAUAUGAACUCUGGGGAAUCAUGAUUCUUUUAAAGCAAUUUUCAAAAUAAGUAUUAUUUAAAGCUUUAGGUCCCAAGAAAAUUCUGGGACUCAGGAAAAAAAGUGCCAUCAGGUGACCAGCUGUUACAUUUCUUUGCUUAUUCUGUUUUAAUUUUACACAUCAUAUUGGAUUUUUCUUAGCACCCUAAUUGUGAAGGGUUUCUCUAGCUUUGUUACGUGUAUUGUUCACAUGACCUUUAUUUGUCAAGCAUUUUUGGAAUUUUUCUUUCUUUCCGUGCUUUAUUACUGAUAAGUCCAAUAAGAGAAUAGUCGCUGGAUUGCUAGUAUAUUUUUUAUAUAUUUUGGUAAAAUUAUUUGCCUUUUCAUAAAUGCCUCAUCUAAAGAUACGUGAUAACUUUGGUGUUGGAAGGGGCCUUAGAGGCUCUCCGGCUCUGCUUCUUGCCCAUUGCCAAAUACUGAAAUGAAGCCUGGCUUACCUGGGGUCACUAACCAGUUGGUUAACUGAGUUAAGAAUAGAAUGUGGGUCUCCUCACUUGUGGCCCCGUAUUCUUUCCUCUGUACAAAAUAUCCAAUCUCAGAUUUUUCUUCUGCUGCUUGACUGCUUCAUCUGGAUAAACUACAAAAAAUCCAUGAUUAAGGUUUAUGAAUUCAAGUAAUAAUUAGAAUUUUUUUGCACAAACUUAACUUCCUUAUUGGAUAUGUUUGUAACACAUAAACACGAAGCACUUUUAAAACAUAACGCACUUUUCUCUUUGUGAAGAAUUUACCAUCCUUUCCUUCUGGGAUAUGAGAAACAUUUUUAAAAAAAGUAUUUAACAGAAGAGAGCAAGUUAAGAUGUAUUAGGAAAGGUGUAUUAGUUAUUUACUUAAAUGUUUAUAAUAUCUGGAUUUUUUUUUUGUUUUAUUACUCAUAGAACUGGUGUUGUGUUUGCUGUUUUUAUAUCUCCAAUUGUUGCAGAGCUCAGCCUGUUAUAAAGCUACAGAACUGUAUUUUCAUUUUCUUUCUUGGGCACAUGAUAACAAACUAAGCUUCAUAAUAGUGUGAUGUCAUCAUAUAAAAUGUUUGUAUUGUGGUUAAGUAUUGAUGUUUAUGUCCUGUCUGCGUAAAGAUUUAUCUUUUAUUGUAAGCAUUUAGACUUUACCACAGAAAUAUUGGAACAGUUUGCUUUAUAAGAUUAAAAAGUAUCCUUCAGAAUGGAGCUCGCCUUGUGCUUAGAAAUAAUAUGUUGAACUAUUUUGCAAUAUACUAUUUUAAAUCUGAAUUCUGCCACUUUGCUGCCUUUUUAAAAUAGUGUGUGGUGUUUCAAAUACUGAUAGAGCUAUUUUCCUGAAAUACAUUUGCAAAAUAAAGGCUGCUUUGUAAUCAAGGAAUAUUUUUACUGAUAGAAGGAAAUGACUGUACUGCGGUUGAAAAGUAAAGUUAUUUUAUUAUACAGAUUAUUUCUUAAAAAUUCUAUUUAUACUUUAACUUGAAAUCCAUGACCACACCAAACUUGGUUAUUCAUAAUUUUUCCUGUUAAAUAUAAAACACUGUAAGUUAAAAAACAGUAAUGCCAACAUUGAAUUUAUUUUUGAGGUCAAAGAACGGUUCUCUUUAUAUUUAGAUGAGGAUUAAGUCCAUAUAACAUGUAUGUUUACCUAUACUAUACAUGCAAAUUAGGUGUUUUCAUUUGUGUUUUGCUUAUGAAAUGUCAUUUAAAGUUCACUUCUUGAGCAUCAAUAAAAAGGGAAGCUGUGUGGUUUUGGAA